This is a messenger RNA of Populus nigra (black poplar), 1186 nucleotides long. RefSeq names its product probable glycosyltransferase At5g20260. The transcript is spliced from 3 exons. Bases 118 to 1170 code for a protein of 350 amino acids. The record is from RefSeq and is a predicted model, not a curated record. Lineage: Eukaryota; Viridiplantae; Streptophyta; Magnoliopsida; Malpighiales; Salicaceae. Gene Ontology annotation, molecular function: glycosyltransferase activity.
ACACGUUCUGAUGGAAUUGAAGCAGGUUUAGCUAGAGCAAGAGCUGCCAUUUACGAAGCAGUUCGAUCACAUAACUCUUCAUCAUACAAGGAGGGGAGUUAUAUCCCCAGAGGAGCCAUGUACAGAAAUCAUUAUGCAUUUCAUCAGAGUUAUACAGAGAUGGAGAAGAGGUUCAGGAUAUGGGUUUACAGGGAAGGAGAGCUUCCUCUAGUCCAUUCUGCGCCCUUAAACCUCAUCUACAGCAUUGAAGGUCAGUUUCUUGACGAGAUGGAAAGUGGGAAGAGCCCCUUUGCUGCUAGUCACCCCGACGAGGCACACACAUUCUUACUCCCUAUCAGCGUGGCCUAUAUCAUUCACUAUAUCUACAGGCCCCUCGUUACAUUCUCUCGUGUGGAGCUGCAACGUUUGGUCCAAGAUUAUGUUACUGUAGUAGCCAGCAAGUACCCCUACUGGAAUAGAACUGAGGGAGCUGAUCAUUUCUUGGUUUCUUGUCAUGACUGGGCACCAGACAUCUCACGAGCCAAUCCUCGUCUCUACAAGAACUUUGUUAGAGUCCUUUGCAAUGCAAAUACAUCAGAGAGAUUCGAGCCUCGAAGGGAUGUUUCAAUACCUGAAAUCAACAUCCCGUUCGGCAAGUUUGGACCGCCUGGCAAAGGUCUACCCCCUAGUAAGCGCUCGAUUUUCGCUUUCUUCGCUGGGGGAGCUCAUGGUUACAUCAGGAAGCUCUUGUUGGAGCAUUGGAAAGAUAAAGACGAUGAAAUUCAAGUCCAUGAGUAUCUUGAUCAUAACAAGAAAAACGAUUACUUCAAAUUAAUGGGUCAAAGCAAGUUCUGCCUGUGCCCUAGUGGAUAUGAAGUAGCAAGUCCAAGAGUGGUGACAGCAAUUCAAUCAGGGUGUAUACCUGUGACCAUUUCAGAUAACUAUACAUUGCCAUUUAGUGAUGUUCUUGAUUGGAGUAAGUUCUCAGUGAACAUUCCGUCGGAAAAGAUACCUGAGAUUAAAACAAUUUUAAAAAAGAUUUCGUUCAGAAGGUAUCUGAUAUUGCAUGGGAGAGUUAUAAAGAUACGGAGACAUUUCAAACUGAACCGACCUGCUCAGCCGUAUGAUAUGCUUCAUAUGAUACUUCAUUCGAUAUGGUUAAGGAGGCUUAAUGUCAGGCUGCCAUUUUGAUGUUCAAAAGCUCUAC